AUGGGUCUCUCAUUACCAACUCUUCCCCCCGCAAUCAGCAAGCCAGUCUCUCGCGGCGCGGAAGCUGUCCGUGGUUCAAUCGGCAGCCUGACAUGGGGUCCCGCACUGGCUAUCGCGAAGCCCGCCAUUCAAUCCGUCCUCUCGCGCAUUGAGACAGGAACUCUCCUUGUGGUCGACGAGCCGGCUGAGACGAGAUAUGUCUAUGGCCAAAAGCUCUCGGGGAAGUUGGGAAGUCAGCCUGAUGACACUGGCUUGCCGCGACGGGCGGACAUUGUUCCACGCGUUGAGAUUGUGGUCAAGGAUGACGCUUUCUGGAUGCGUCUCUUCUUGUUUGCCGAUAUGGGGUUCGCAGAGGCUUAUAUGCUGGGUGACUUUGAGUGCAAAGAUUUGACAUCCUUCUUCCAGUUAUUCAUCGUCAAUCGCGAGCAAAUGGACAAUGGCACAACUUGGAUCUCAAGUCUAUCCUCUGCGAUUUCCAGCGUGGCUCGCUCAACAAACACUCUUUCAAAUGCGCUCCUCAACAUCUCAGCACACUACGACAUCAGUAAUGACAUGUUUGCCGCCUUCCUUUCACCAGACAUGACUUACUCAUGUCCCAUCUGGCAACGCCAUCGUGGAUUCGACCAGGAAGAAGAGUCAUUGGAGGAGGCCCAGAUCACUAAGCUGUGCCGCUUCAUUGACGGAGCUAGAAUCCUAUCAACAGACCAUGUCCUGGAGAUCGGUACCGGAUGGGGCUCAUUCGCCAUCGAGGCCGUUAAGAGGACUGGAUGUCGGGUUACUAGCCUCACUCUUUCCAAGGAGCAAAAGAUCUUGGCCGAAGAGCGCAUCGACGCCGCAGGAUUCAGCGAUAAGAUCGAGGUGAAACUGAUGGAUUAUCGAGCGCUCCCAGUUCCCGAAAACCCAUAUGAUAAGAUCGUAUCGAUCGAGAUGUUGGAGGCAGUUGGCCAGGAAUACCUUGCCACAUACUUCAGUUGCAUCGAUAAGCUUCUAAAACGAGAUGGCGGAGUAGCCGUUUUCCAGUGCAUCACAAUGCCCGAAGGCCGCCACGAAGCCUACUCCAAGUCAGAGGACUUCAUCAACCAUUACAUCUUCCCAGGUGGAUACCUCCCAUCAAUCACCCAGCUCUUGAAUCAUAUCAGCGAGCAAUCUCAAGGCACCCUCAUCGUGGAGAAUGUUGAGAACAUUGGCGGCCACUACGCCAAGACGCUGAGGCUGUGGAAGGAGAACUUUAUGGAGAGCUUCGACGAUAGGAUCCGACCAGCUCUAAUGAGGGAGCACCCUGAUAUGACUCCCGAAGGAGUCGAGGUCUUUCGCAAGAAGUGGGAGUACUACUUCACGUACUGUGAGGCUGGUUUCGUGACCAAGACCCUGGGCGACGUGAUCAUUACUGUCGGCCGAGAAGGGUCACUCCAGUUGAUGGACGGGAUUCCUCUGUGA
Messenger RNA from Fusarium vanettenii 77-13-4, 1437 nucleotides. RefSeq lists its product as uncharacterized. The record is from RefSeq and is a predicted model, not a curated record. The transcript has 4 exons. NCBI's taxonomy places the organism in Eukaryota, Fungi, Ascomycota, Sordariomycetes, Hypocreales, Nectriaceae. The coding region runs from base 1 to 1437 and encodes 478 amino acids.